AUGGGUUCGAUCUACCGAAAUGCAACGCUAGUCAUUGCCGCUUCGGACUCCCCAGACUGUAGCCACGGGCUCUUCUAUAAGAGGGUGUCUUCACACAUUUUGGAAGUGCCACUUCCUGGUGCAAGAGCUGCAGCAAAGCUCUAUGUCAGACCUCGGAGAGAACGUUAUUAUCCACGUAAGGAGACAAGUAGAACGCAUAUAGAACGGCUCACUAGAUUCUUGGGUGCAACUGACGGAUUUGAAAGUCCCUUCGAUGGCUCGACCAGAUGGUUUGACGCUCUUGGUCGCCGUGGAUGGGUCUAUCAAGAGCAUAACCUUGCCUGCAGGAUUGUGCAUUUCACGAGGAGUGAACUUGGGUGGAGUUGUUCCUGCAUCGAGACGUGUGAAUGUACUAUAGCAGAAACCGCAAUGCGAACAUCAGAUGUCGCUGGGGGAAGGCCGCCCCGUCUUGGCAGCCAAGUUUUCUCCCACAGUUGGGAGAAAGACGUCCGUGAGCGCUGGCGUGGCAUAGUCGAAGAUUACACCAAACUAAAACUUACGAAGGCGACCGACUUGCUUCCAGCGCUUGCUGGCAUUGCCUCCUCCAUCAUCGUAAAAGGCGACAAGUACCUCUUUGGCCUCUGGCGCAGCGGUAUCGAGCUGGGGGAUCAUCUUUGCUGGUAUGUGCGCGACCCCACUCGGGAUCGAGGCCUCCCAAUAGGCUAUGCCCCCAGUUGGACCUGGGCAAGUGUCUAUGGCUCAAUCUUGUUCCAGUUAUUCUUUGAGUGGGACAGCCACCGCUUCACGUAUGAGUUCGUGGACUGCUCGUUCUAUCCCUCCUCUGCUAAUCCCUUCGGUCCCGGCUCCGGGCAUCUACGAUUGAGGGGAUCGCUCAUACCGAUCCACAUCAAUGACGAAUGUGGAUUCUACACUAAGGGUAGAGUCGAGUACAAAAUACUGGAAAAGAUGGCAUGUCUGCUAGAGGAGGGGAAAAUUUCAGACCCAAAUUUGUCAAAGAUCUGCUUUCCACCGCCGGGAGAGACGGAUUUAUAUGGAAAAACUAUUGGCGACCGCCCUGCAAUACUGCAAGGCGAGCUCAUCCCUGACACCUUCCCCUUUAACAUUGAGGAUAGUGACAUGGCUUUGUACUUCUUCAUUUUGGCAGAGACGGUCGAGGCUUACAGCGAAAUGUACAUACACAAGCCACGUGGUCUUAUUCUGCAAAAGGUCCAGAACCAGGGCGGAAAUUGCUAUCGCCGACUGGGCUGGGGUGAUUCAUGGGCUAAUAUGCCUACAGAGUGGUGGAAGACCUGUGGGGACUGCGAGAUGGUGGUUAUAAUUUGA
This is a messenger RNA of Endocarpon pusillum Z07020, 1323 nucleotides long. RefSeq lists its product as uncharacterized. NCBI's taxonomy places the organism in Eukaryota, Fungi, Ascomycota, Eurotiomycetes, Verrucariales, Verrucariaceae. The record is from RefSeq and is a predicted model, not a curated record. The coding region runs from base 1 to 1323 and encodes 440 amino acids. The transcript has a single exon.